UUUAAUCUGUAAAAAAACACCCCAAAGAAUGUCUUCUGGACCAGACGCUGGUGACCGUUCCAGGUUUGCCAAACUGGGAAUGGCAAUAAACGAAGAAUUAACCCAGGCCUGUAGAGAUGUCUUAGAAAUGGAGGUACCUCCGGGGCUUGUCUAUAACAAAGUGAAAUCGUCAUCGGUUUAUAAAAACAUACGCCCCGAGCAAGAACUUCGUCUUAUAGGUGCCAAAACAGAUGGUUAUAAACAAUUUGAUAUUACAUUGUUAUAUACUCUGAUACGAAACGUAUGUACAAAGAUUCCUCGUCCAACAAAAGGUUGGGGUGGAAACACGAUGCCGGCAAUCGGACAAAUAACGACCGGUGAUGACGUUGAGAGAAUCAGAUUGUUACGAAACAGCAUGUUUGGACACAUAAGCUCGGCUUCUACCUCAAAGACAGAUUUUGAUAACACGUGGUCAGUCAUAACAGAUAUCUGCCAAAGAUUGCAAACGUGCACAAAGAAAGACUACAUUUCUGGUCUUAGUAACAUUCAAAGACAGACCUUGGAAGAGGAAAACGAAACAACAGUCAUAGAAAAACUUAGAGAAGAUUAUAAGAAUAACCAAUGUUUAAUGGAAAAGAUGUCUUUCUUGGAGCAGGAUUUGUUAGAGUCGAAAUUAAAAUCGGAAAACAAAGAAAAUACACUGGUAAAAGACAUUCUGCAGAAUUGGCAAGAAGAAGACAUUGCCUUCAUUCCUACAAGAGCAAGUGAAGUGGUUGAGGAAAAGCUUAAAAGUCAGAACCUAAUCGCGCUGGUUGGUAAUUCUGGUUCCGGAAAAUCUGCAAUAAUUCAACAUAUUGCUCUCAAGUAUAAAGAGCGUGGAUGGAAUGUCAUACCGGUGAAUAAGGUGGAAGAAAUAAAAACGAUCUGUUCAAAUGGAGUCUCAGAAACUCGGUUUUUGUUCGUUUUCAAUGAUCCUUUAGGUAAGGAAUCUUUGGAUGAAAUUUCAUAUCAUUCAUGGAAAAGUUUUGAGGAAAUGCUAGAGAUGUGCUUGAAGAGAAAUAAAUUAUUGAUUUCAUGUAGACGAUGCGUCUUUUAUGACAAGAGAGUCAAGGGUAUCCUAGUGGAUGAAUCUACUGCAGUAGAAAUUGACAACGAAGAAAAUGGGCUCACGGUUGAAGAGAAAAGAGCAAUUUUUUACCAGUAUUCACAGAAUAUGAAAUUAACCCAAAAUAUUGAAACUGAAAUACUCAAAACAGAUGCUUACUUUCCAUUGCUUUGUAAGCUUUUUUCAAGGGAGGCAAACUACAAAGAAAAAGGAGUUGAUUUCUUUAAAAAUCCGUACAAAUUUAUUAAACGGGAAAUUGAAAUUUGGAAGAAAACAGACAAAAAGAAAUUUUGCUCUCUUAUGUUGAUUGUAGCUUUUAAAAACAACCUGAAAAUAGAUACCAUUGUAAGAAGCGAUAUUUCCAUGAUGAAAUAUAAAGAAAUUUUAGGAAUGUGUGAGUUACAAGAAAACACACAUAUUUCAGUCAUUCGCAGCACUCUAAAUGAAUUGAAAGGAUCUUAUGUUAAACGUGUCGGACAUGGCUUCCAAUUCCUUCAUGACUUUGUUAUGGAGAUAACGACUCUAGUAUUUGGUAUUGAUUGUCCACAAGGGACAAUGCAGUACGCUGAUAGUGGUUUUCUACGACGCGGAGUGAGGAUAGAGGACGAUACAGAAGAAGAAGAUCGCGAUCCCUUCACUGUUUACCUGCCUGAAGAGUACAUUGGUGAUCUUGUGGACAGGUUUAUCAUUGACAUGCAAACAGAACGACUUAUAGAUGUUCUACUCAAUCCAUGUUUAAGGAAAGAGAGUGUCAUAAAAACCUUUAAAGAAAAAGUUGAUUCACUUGAAAAACUACUUGUCAGAAUAAAAUGGAAAAUAGACAGAUCGGAAUUUCCAAACGCAUUUGAAGGCGCUGGUUUGUCAAAAAUUCGUUUCCUUGAUUGGAAAGAUGAAAUAUGCCCCUUGGUCGGAUUCAUUAUUUUUUGUCAUAAUGAGAUUUCUUCAUUUUUCUUGAAAGGUAUCUCUGAAACGAAGUUGAAAGAAUAUCCUAUAUUUUCUGCAUUGUGUGCAAAUAGCGAUUUAAACCUAAUAGAUUAUCUCAGCGAGGAAUAUAAAAAAGCAUCAAUAAUGGAAAUGUGGGGUAGUUAUUUACCAAUUCACAUUGCUUCUGUAUUCCAUAAUUUUUCAAUAAUUCAAGAAUUAGUAAAGUUUGCUGCCAAUGUCAACAAGUUUACAACUUAUGGGAACUGGACUCCAUUAAUGUUAGCUGCUGCAAAUGACGACGAACAUUUGAGAGAGACUGGACUUCAUACAAAAGAGGGAGAAAGACGUAAUAAAACCAUUCUUUGCCUAUUAAACAACGGUGCCGACAUCAAUCUGUGUAAUAAGAAUGGAUCAAGCCCUCUUCUUGGAGCUUGUGAAUUUGGGAAUGAUAGCACCGUACAACUGUUACUGAACAAAGGAUCCGACAUCAAUUUAAGUAACAAGAAUGGAUUCAGUCCUCUUUAUAAAGCUUGUCAAAAUGGACAUGCUAGUACGGCACAACUGUUACUGAGCAACGGUGCCGACAUCAAUUUAUGUAACAAUAAUGGAGUCAGUCCUCUUUAUAUAGCUUGUCAAAAUGGACAUGAUAGCACGGUACAACUGUUACUGAACAACGGUGCAGACAUCAAUUUAUGUGAGAAGAAUGGAGCCAGUCCUCUUUAUAAAGCUUGUAAAAAAGGAUAUGAUAGCAUUGUUCAGUUCUUACUGAAAGGCGGGGCCGACAUCAAUUUAUCUUGUUACAAAGAGCAUGUUAACACGGUACAACUGUUACUAAAGAAUGGUGCUUACAUCAAUUUAUGUGAUAAUGAUGGAACCAGUCCUCUUUUUAUAGCUUGUUACAAAGAGCAUGUUAACACGGUACAACUGUUACUGAACAACGGUGCUGACAUCAAUUUAUGUGAUUGUGAUGGCUGCAGUCCCCUACAUGCAGCUUCUCACAAUGGAUAUGAUAGCAUUGUUCAAUUGUUACUGAACAACGAUGCCGAAAUUAAUUUAUGUAACAAGAAUGGAACCAGUCCUCUGUAUGUAGCUUGUCAGAAUAAACAUGAUAGCACGGUACAACUGUUACUGAAAGGCGGGGCCGACAUCAAUGUAUGUAACAAGUAUGGAGCAAGUCCCUUUUAUUUGGCUUGUUACAAUGAGCAUGAUAGCAUGGUACAAUUAUUACUAAAUAAAGGUGCCGAUAUCAAUUUACGUUGUGAUAAUGGACCCAGUCCCCUUUAUUUAGCUUGUUAUAAUGGACAUGAUAGCCUGGUACAACAGCUAGUGAACAACGGUGCCAACCUUAAUUUAAGUGAUAAUGAUGGAGUCAGUCCUCUUUAUAUGGCUUGUCAAGGUGGACAUGAUGACAGAGUACAACUGUUACUGAGCAAUGGUGCCGACAUAAAUUUAUGUAAUAAUUAUGGAGUCAAUCCUCUCCACGUUGCUUGCUAUUAUGGACAUAUUAGCACGGUACAACUGUUGCUUAAAAACGGCGCAAAUAUCAGUUUGUGUGACAAAAGUGGAGCAAGCGCUUUGUGGAUUGCUUGUCUAAAUGAACAUGAUACCACUAUACAACUGUUACUGGAUAAUGGCGCAGACAUCAAUUUAAGUGAUAAUAAUGGAACUAGUCCUCUUUAUAUGUCUCGUCAAAAGGGAUAUGACAGCACGGUACAACUGUUACUUAACUAUGGCGCUAACAAAAAUUUAUGUGAUAAUUAA
Saccostrea cuccullata (small rock oyster) is the source of this 3769-nucleotide messenger RNA. RefSeq names its product ankyrin repeat domain-containing protein 17-like. The transcript has 3 exons. The record is from RefSeq and is a predicted model, not a curated record. NCBI's taxonomy places the organism in Eukaryota, Metazoa, Mollusca, Bivalvia, Ostreida, Ostreidae. The coding region runs from base 29 to 3769 and encodes 1246 amino acids. Gene Ontology annotation, molecular function: protein binding.